Colletotrichum phormii is the source of this 369-nucleotide messenger RNA. RefSeq lists its product as uncharacterized. The record is from RefSeq and is a predicted model, not a curated record. The coding region runs from base 1 to 369 and encodes 122 amino acids. The transcript has 2 exons. Lineage: Eukaryota; Fungi; Ascomycota; Sordariomycetes; Glomerellales; Glomerellaceae.
AUGGCCUCCCCCCGCGAGAAGAACAACACCAAGUACGCCUCUGAGGACGAGACUUCGGAAGCACCCAGCGAGCAGCAGAAGCCCCAGCGCCGUCAGCGCCCGCAACGCAGGCAGAUGCAAAGACGCCAGCAGCAGCAGCAGUCAAGCGGCCCUCUCGAUAACCUCGGUGGCAUUGGCGAUGUCGGCGGCGUGACCAACGGCGUGCAGAACACACUAGGCAACGUUGCUGGUGGUGCGCUGCAACAGCAAGGCGGCGGCGGUGGUGACAAGAGCGACACUCUUCGGUUGCGUCUUGAUCUCAACCUUGACAUUGAAAUCACGCUGAAGGCACGCAUCCACGGUGACCUCGAGUUGGCUCUCUUGAACUGA